Messenger RNA from Erigeron canadensis, 2227 nucleotides. RefSeq names its product mitochondrial Rho GTPase 1-like. Gene Ontology annotation, molecular function: calcium ion binding; GTPase activity; GTP binding. The record is from RefSeq and is a predicted model, not a curated record. Gene Ontology annotation, cellular component: mitochondrial outer membrane. Gene Ontology annotation, biological process: small GTPase-mediated signal transduction; mitochondrion organization; regulation of mitochondrion organization. Bases 1 to 1938 code for a protein of 645 amino acids. The transcript has 14 exons. NCBI's taxonomy places the organism in Eukaryota, Viridiplantae, Streptophyta, Magnoliopsida, Asterales, Asteraceae.
AUGUCAAGCAAUUUCGCCGUCGCCACUCACCGGAGCACCGUCCGCGUCGUAGUUAUCGGCGAUUCAGCUACCGGUAAAUCAAGCCUAAUUGCUGCAGCUGCUACCGAUGCUUUCCCGGAGACUGUCGCACCGGUUCUUCCUCCCACUCGACUUCCAGCCGAAUACUAUCCGGAUAAAAUUCCGGUUACAGUUAUUGAUACUCCUUCCAGUUUGGAAGGUAAGGCUAAAGUAGAAGAUGAAUUAAUGUGUGCGGAUGCAGUAGUUAUAACCUAUGCUUGUGAUCAGCCUGAAACGCUUGAUCGGAUUGAGGGUUUUUGGCUUCCUGAAGUUAGGCGCUUGAAGGUUAAGAUACCAGUGAUUGUGGCUGGAUGCAUGUCAGACUUGCGCGAUGAACACUAUCCUAUUAACCUACAGUCAAUGAUAAGUCCAAAAAUGCAAGAGUAUAGGGAGAUUGAGACUUGGAUUGAGUGUUCUGCUGCUAACCUUGUCCAGGUAACUGAUGUCUUUUAUUAUGCUCAAAAAGCAGUGCUUCAUCCAACAGCCCCCUUGUAUGAUCAAGAAACUCAAACCUUGAAACCUCGCUGCAUCAGAGCAUUGAAAAGGGUAUUUACUCUUUGUGAUCAUGAUAUGGAUUCUGCCCUGAAUGAUACCGAGUUGAAUGAAUUUCAGGUCAAGUGUUUUAGUGUUCCUCUUCAACCUUCUGAAAUAGAAAAUGUUAAGCGAAUAGUACGAGAGAAAGUACCCGAUGGAGUCAACAGACAUGGGAUUACCCUGAAAGGCUUUUUAUAUCUCCAUUAUAAGUUUAUUGAAAAAAGCUGCCUUGAGACUACUUGGACUGUCUUACGUAAAUUUGGUUACAAUGAUGACGUUGAACUCUUAAAAGAGAAUCUUCCUGUUCCAUCCAGAAAGGCUCCUGAUCAGAGUGUUGAGUUGACAAGUGAAGCUGUGUACUUCCUGAAAGGGGUUUUCAGUUCAUUCGAUUCUAAUAAGGAUGGAGCUCUACAAGAUUCCAAACUUGAUGAGCUAUUUUCAGCGGCACCAGAAAGUCCUUGGGACGAACCUCCUUACACGGAUGCUGUUGAGAGAACUGAACUAGGGGAUCUAGGACUUGCCGGAUUUCUCUCUCAGUGGGAUCUAAUGACAUUACUUGAUCCACCUCAAAGUUUGGCCUAUCUGAUAUACAUGGGGUAUACUGGUGAUCCAUCAAAAGCCUUGCGUGUUACUAGGAAAAGAUCCAUAAAUUUGAAGAAGCAACAUACAGAUAGACAUGUAUUUCAAUGCUUUAUUUUUGGACCCAAAAGCGCUGGGAAAUCUGCACUGUUGACUUCAUUUGUGGGAAGACCUUUCCAACCCACAUAUAAUUUGACAAGCAAUCAAUGUUAUACAGUCAAUACUGUUAAUCAACAAUGGGGGAUUAAGAAGACUCUUAUAUUGCGGGAAAUUCAAGAAGAUGAUGUUAAAGAAUUACUAUCCAGGAAGGAGUCACUGGCUACCUGUGAUAUAGCAGUUUUUGUUUAUGACAGUUCCAAUGAGUAUUCCUUGAGAAGAGCAUCGGAAUUGCUAAUGGACGUAGCUAGGGCAGGAGAAGAUAGUGGGUAUGGUGUACCUUGUCGCCUCAUUGCGGCUAAAAAUGAUUUGAGUUCAUAUCCAAUGGAAAUCAAAGAUUCCGAGAUGGUUUGUCAGACUACGAAAAUAGAUGCACCCAUUCGUAUCAGUGUGAAAGAAAACGACUUGAAUAAUGUCUUUAGGAAAAUUGCUAAUGCAGCCGAGCAAUGUCACUUGAGUGUUCCCGAGACUGAACAGGGGAGAAACAUGAAACAUUACCAACAGCAUUUGAACCGUUCUAUCAUUCUUGCCUCUGUAGGAGCUGCUGUUGCUGUAAUUGCAUUGGUAGCAUACCGAGCCUAUGCUAGUAGGAAGAGUAAACCUUCCAGUUAGGUAAAAAGCAAUCCUAUGUCCCUGGUUGGUGCCCCAUUGGAGUCAAAAUAAGCUGCUUCAUAAGUUAACUGCCAGACGUAGAAAGAAUAGUUUCAGUUUUUAUUUUAACCAUCAACAGUCAUAUAUAUGAUUCUUUAACUCCAUAUUUUGCUUUAUUUAGUUUUAGCUUACAUGUUAUCCACAACUUCGUUGCUCUCUCAAAAUUUUCGUUAGGUUUUAGAAAUUAGACGUGACAAUACACAAUGUAUUAUGUUUAGAUUUUAAAUCCCAAAGAUCUUGCAUUCUUCCA